Messenger RNA from Mugil cephalus (flathead mullet), 7561 nucleotides. RefSeq names its product adhesion G protein-coupled receptor L1-like. The transcript has 26 exons. The record is from RefSeq and is a predicted model, not a curated record. The coding region runs from base 930 to 6584 and encodes 1884 amino acids. Gene Ontology annotation, cellular component: membrane. NCBI's taxonomy places the organism in Eukaryota, Metazoa, Chordata, Actinopteri, Mugiliformes, Mugilidae. Gene Ontology annotation, molecular function: carbohydrate binding; G protein-coupled receptor activity. Gene Ontology annotation, biological process: G protein-coupled receptor signaling pathway; cell surface receptor signaling pathway.
CAGCGGAUGGAGAGAGAGAGAGAGAGAGACGAAGAGAGAAGGACGGAUGCAAGGCGAGGCCAGGAGCGGGAAACCUUAUCUCUCCCGAUUGUCCAGCUACUGUCCUUUUCUUCUUCUAUUUUUUUUCUUUUCACCCGAGCAUCGUUUUAUAGCGCGACCCUUUUUUUUUCAUUUUGAUAAAAAACAGCCUCACUGAUCUCCACAUCCGUCCUGAUGUGCCGCUGCGCCUCAUCACGAUUCUUCAAGGAUAUGCAAAGCGGCUGUUAUCACGUCGACGGUAUUAUCCACUAAAUGCAAGGAUGUACUUGAUGGACGAUGUCGGAAACGUACGAUCAACAAUGGCAAUCGAGAACUGCGCUCGGUGAGCUGUAGAAAUCGACGCGGGGGCGCAGAGCAGACGAGGCUUGUGCGUUAAUUUGCGCCUAAUUAUUGUUUUCGCGUGCGAUCGCGUGUUUUCCUCCCUUCAUCCAUCGGAGCUGUAAGGCCCGUAGCCCGCAUCGUCUCUGGGCAUGAAACCCGUGGGAAUUAUGAUACCAACGUGACGCACAGUCACACAGCACAGCGGGGCAGACAUCGAGCCUCGACAGGACGGAGGGAGGGUGUGAGGUCCAGCAGAGCAGAGCCCUACACAGUACACGGAUCACAGGGGGAGGACGCCCAGUUGUUGUUGGACAUAUCGCGCUAAUGACUGCCUUAUAACCCAGCAGGUAUCGCCCACCAACCUUUCCCAAUUGAGUAUAUAUAUUUUUUCAUGCAUCGGCCACAGCGUAGUGGGAGAAAGGGAGGAGAGUACAGUGGGUGAGGGCGCGGAGAGACGGGAUGCGGGAGACGCAGUGAGCGAGGAGGAGGAGGAGGACGAGGGAAACCGGAGGAUUGACGGCUCUCCUAACGCGGCUGGUGGUGUGACGUCCUAACUCUUCCUGCCCGGGAUGGCUGUCUCAUUGUGGUUCGUGGGGGUAUGUGUGCUCACUCUGGCUCACGUCGCCCCCUCUGGCCAAGCCAUGUCCCGGGCCGCCAUGCCAUUCGGGCUGCUGCGCAGAGAGCUGGCGUGCGAGGGCUACCCAAUAGAGCUGCGCUGCCCAGGGAGUGACGUGGUUAUGGUGGAGACCGCCAAUUAUGGACGCACUGAUGACAAAAUCUGUGAUGCAGACCCUUUCCAGAUGGAGAACACACAGUGUUACCUCCCUGACGCACUGAAGAUAAUGUCCCAGAGGUGUAACAACAGGACUCAGUGUGUGGUGGUUGCAGGGGUCGACGUCUUCCCAGACCCCUGUCCCGGAACAUACAAGUACCUGGAGAUCCAAUAUGAGUGUGUCCCUUACAAAGUGGACCAAAAAGUUUUCGUGUGUCCUGGUUCACUGCUCAGCAUCCAACCAGCAUCUUCGCUCCUGGAGGCGGAGCAUCAGUCAGGGGCCUGGUGUAAGGACCCCCUACAAGCUGGUGACAGGCUGUACGUCAUGCCCUGGACACCGUAUAGAACAGAGGUGCUGUAUGAGUAUGCCUCUUGGGAUGACUACCGGCAAAACCGAGUCACCACUACCUAUAAGUUGCCCAGCCGUGUGGAUGGUACCGGCUUUGUGGUGUAUGAUGGUGCUGUGUUUUAUAAUAAGGAACGAACGCGCAACCUGGUCAAGUAUGACCUGCGGACACGCAUCAAGAGCGGCGAGGCGGUGGUGGUCAAUGCCAACUACCAUGACACCUCGCCUUACCGCUGGGGAGGGAAGUCAGACAUCGAUCUGGCAGUGGACGAGAACGGCCUUUGGGUUAUCUACUCUACUGAAGCCAAUAAUGGACGCAUAGUGGUUAGCCAGGUGAACCCAUACACUCUGCGCUUUGAGGGCACAUGGGCGACCGGCUUCGACAAGCGUGGGGCGAGCAAUGCCUUCAUGGCCUGUGGCGUGCUUUACGCAGUACGCUCCGUCUUCCAGGACGACGAGGGGCAAGCUGAUGGCCGAGCUGGCAGCAACAUGGUGGUUUAUGCCUAUGACACCAGCCGUGGACAGGAGCUGCCUGUCCAGAUACCCUUCCCCAACCCUUAUCAGUACAUCUCCUCCAUAGAUUACAACCCUAGGGACAACCAGCUCUAUGUGUGGAACAAUUACUAUGUGCUGAGAUACCCUCUACAGUUCACGCCACCCCCUCCUACUAAAGGUCCCCUCUCCUCUCUGAUGACGACCGUUCGCUCUUACACAGCUACGGUCGCUCUGACCCCAGUGCGGCCGUCAGCCUCACACCCUAUCGGUGUCAUCAACAGAGGGCCCUUUGACCAGCGGCCGAUCACAGCCAUGGUGCCUCUGACCCCACGCCCUCCUCUCCGUGUGCCCUUGGCCCCUGGGGGGCCCGGUCAGGUGGGCGGAUGCGAGGGCCGGGUGGCACGAGGGGUUCAGUGGCCCCCGACCCUGAAGGGCGAGACCGUUGAGAGGCCUUGCCCGAAAGGGUCUCUGGGUAUAGCCUCCUAUCAGUGCAUGUCAUCUCCAGUGGGCUGGAACUCCAGAGGGCCUGACCUUUCCAACUGCACCUCUCCCUGGGUCAGCCAAAUUGCACAGAAGAUUAAGAGUGGAGAGAACGCGGCCAACAUCGCUGGGGAGCUGGUCAACCUGACGCGGGGGCGGAUCUAUGCCGGUGACGUCAGCAUGUCCGUCAGGCUAAUUGAACAACUGCUGGACAUACUGGACUCUCAGCUCCAGGCCUUGAGACCGGCCAAUAAAGAGUCAGCAGCGCGCAAUUACAACAAGCUGCAGAAGAGAGAGCGCACAUGCAAAGCAUAUGUUCAGGCGGUUGUUCAGACAGUUGACAACCUCCUGGGUCCUGAAGCUCUGGUGUCCUGGGCUGAUAUGAGCAAUGUUGACCAGUCACGCUCUGCAUCGCUGCUGCUAGACGCUGUGGAAAAAGGGGCGUUCCUACUGGCUAACAAUCUAUACGAAGGCCGCUUCAGUGACAGGGCACCAAAUAUUGAUCUGGAGGUGUAUGUACUAAAUACAGAGGCAGAUAUACAGGACUUGACGUUCCCUCACUCCUAUGACAGCGACAGCAUCCUUCAGAUAUCUGCACAGGCCCUGCAACAGUACAGCAACAAUGGCCAGGUGAAGCUGGUCCUGACCCUCUAUAAGAACUUGGGCUCCUUCCUGACCACUCAGAACUCAACACUGCGACUGGGGCUUGGGCUGAGCCAGGGCUCAGAGGCCAGACGCAGGAGCCUGGUGGUCAACUCUCAUGUCAUCUCGGCCUCUGUGCACAGAGGAUCCAACAGAGUUUACCUCACUGAGCCAGUGAUCUUCACUCUCAGGCACCUGCAGAUGGAGAACCACUUUGGACCCAAUUGUUCCUUCUGGAAUGCAUCAGGGGUUUUAGGCAGUGGAAGGUGGUCCACACAAGGCUGCCGCCUAUUACACACAAACAACUCGCACACUACUUGCGCCUGCAACCAUCUGUCCAGCUAUGCUGUCCUCAUGACAUACCAGCAACCUGCUCACGGCGUUGGAGUAGAAGAGCUCCUGGUAUAUGUGGUUUCAUGGGUCGGCAUCUCUGUAGCACUGGUGUGUUUGGCCACCUGCCUUACCACCCUGUGCUGCCAGGGGGCACCGUGGCACACUGAUCACAGCACCAUUCACUGCAACCUGUGGGCAAACCUGCUCGUCACUGAACUUCUCUUCCUUAUUGGUGCCAACAAGACGCAAUACACUGUUGUGUGCUCUAUCACUGCUGGCCUGCUGCACUUUUCGCUGCUCUCCGUGUUUUGCUGGUUGUGUCUGGAGGGGGUGGAACUGUACCUGCUGCAGAGAGAGGUGUUUGAGGGACGCAACUCCAGGAGGAAGUACUUCUACCUGUGUGGCUACUCUGUUCCAGGACUAGUGGUGGCUGUGUCCGCAGCCAUCGACUUCAGAGGCUACGGUUCAAAAGCUGCAUGUUGGCUACGCACAGACAACUACUUCAUCUGGAGUUUCCUUGGGCCCGUAGCUGUCAUCAUUACGUUGAACCUGGUGGUUUUGGUGAUGACCUUACAUAAGAUGCACAGCACUGCCGCUUUGAAGCCAGACUCCAGUCGUCAUGACAACCUGAGGGCGUGGGCGGUGGGCUCCCUGACGCUGCUCUUCCUGCAGAGCGUCACCUGGUCUUCAGGCCUGAUGUUCCUGUCCUCUCCAUCUCUCCUCCUGGCUUACCUCUUCUCCUCCCUCAACACCGCACAGGGCCUCCUUAUCACCAUACUGCACUGCACUCUCGCCAGGAAGGGUCAGAAAGAUUAUGGCCGUUGCCUACGUCUCUCGCAGUGCUGCGCGACUUCCUCGUCCAGCUCCCCGGACUCGGUGAAGGGCGCCGCACUUCGAUCCAACAGCCGCUACACCAGCAGCCAGAGUCGCAGAGCCACUGCCAACAGACAGAGUCGCAUCAGAAGGAUGUGGAAUGACACUGUUCGCAGACAGACGGAAUCAUCUUUCAUUGCCGCAGAUGUUAACAACACUCCUACUCUCAACCGAGCUGCUUUGGGGAACCAUUUCCUCACUAACCAAGUGUUACAGACACAUGCUGGAGCGUCUCCUUAUGACACAAUGCUGGGCCAGGGAUACAAUCAACCCUUCACCUCCACAGUAGGAACCUUCAGAAACAAGCAGAAGGGCGUAGUGUCGCAGAGCCAGGAGUCCUGUGGGUUGGACAGUGUGUGUCUCAACGGGGGCUACACCCCCAACACCUUCACUCUGCACGGUCUGGGGACAACUCCCGGGUCCCGUGCUGGAGUCGUGGGCAGCACUGACCUUCUGAGGGAGGGAGGAAUAGGAGGGGAUGAUAUCUCCCCAGGCCUUCUCACACCGCAUGGAGCCUCAGACUUGGGCAGCGGUGGUGGGAUUCGUCGAAAUCUGUCCGACGCAGCAGCGCUGGAGAAGAUGAUCAUCUCAGAGCUGGUGCAGAGCAACUUGAGGCCCUCGGUUCCCAUGCCCGUUCCUCCUGAGCGCUACGGGAGUUUGGCAAGGCCGCACCCCCACGACAGGGCCGCUCUCACCCACACUGCCACUUUAACUCGACAUGCGCCGCCACCCCAAGAGGGCUGGGCCGCCACCAUGCAGCCAAACACGCGGCACAACGCACAAGAAGGCUGGGCGCAUCCGAGGCACCACACACCCGAUGCUGAGACACACUCCGCGACGAGGGCACAAGAUCAUAACACAACGCCACGCUUACAAGAUGGAUGGUCACACGCACGAGUGUCCGGAGACUCUGAGUCCCGUGACCUGCUGAAAGACGGAGACCGGUCCCAGCUGCAGGGCACUCUCGGCCGCCGUGGGCUCCAGGACAGACAGCAGGCUCGCCCCCCUGAUAUUCAAGCUCGCCCCUACUCCACCCUCAGCCGCACACCUGGCACGCUGUCCCGCCACCGCAGCACAGUGGAGACGAGUGGUGGGACGGACAGAGACAGGGAGAGAGACCGGGAUCGCUACCGGGACAGGCCACUCCCUCCCCCCCCACCCCCUCCCCCGCUUGAGUCUGAGCCCUUGUACAAGGCCCUGGAGGAGCCGCUGCUGAUGAAACAGAGGGAGGCAAAUGUGGAGACAUGGAGAGGUGGCCCGGACAAAGAAAAGGAUGAGACCUUCCUCUUAAAACGAGAUGCGAUGCUGGAUGACUGGAGGCCUGACAGGGGGAGAGAGGAACCUUUUGCCUCUCAGAAGAGAGAUGGAGAGAUGGACGAAUGGAGAGGCGGCAUAGAGAGAGGGAGGGAGGAAUCCCAUAUGCUGGAGAAGAGAGAUGGAAGGAUGGAGGUGUGGCGAGGGCCUGAGACAGAGCAGGAAGAGACUUUUAUAACUCAAAAGAAAGAUUUUGGAAUGGACGGAUGGAGAGGCGGGGGGAUGGACAGAGAGAAAGAUGAAUCUUUGUUUUUAAAGGACAGAGACGGCUGGAGAGCAGGGAUCGAACGGGAGAAUGAGAAACAGAAGGAUAGAGCCCUGGACGUGUGGAGAGGAGGGAUGGAUAUAGAGAGAGAAGAAUCCUUCCUGUUUGACAGCAAAGACGGAGGGUUGGACGGGAGGAAACGAGGGAAAGAUAGAGGGUCUCUUCGGUAUCACGGCGAGCGAGAAGAUUCCGACAGCUUCUCUCUUCCUUUGACCCCUGAUCUCGACCUUGACCCUGACUCCUCACCUAUCUACGCCCGAGACUCAAACCCUUCCCCGCUCUACCCAGGAGAGCGUCGCUCGCCACCCCUCAGCAUCUUCCCCAGAAGCUCUCCGCCGACGAAUAUCUUCGCUCCGCGAGAGACUAACUCACCUCCCAACAACCUGUACUCCCGCCACUCCCCACAGGUGUACAGCCGCAGCAGCUCCCCGCCUCGCUUCUACACCCGCACCUCCCCGCCGACCCUCUCGUACCCAGACAGCAGCCCGGAAGGUCCAGAAGAAGUGAGUCCCACCGGUCAGCCCCAGAGGCCCGCCCUGGAACUGCCCUACAGCCUGGGACGACCCCCGCUGGGCCCGCGGCCCAAUCACUUGCAGACCUUCUACCAGCCACCACCACUGGCAACCAACGGAGAAGCAGGGUACACAGCAGAGCCCACCUCUGAGGGAGAAGACGGACAGAUGCAGCGGGUGACGAGCCUGUGACUAGGGCGGUGGUGAUUGGGGCAUAGAAACCAGGGAGGAUGAGGACGUUGGGGAAAUAACAACGAUAUAGUUAUAAUUAUAACGAUCAAACUGAUGAAAACAAUGACAAUUGUGAUGAUAAAAAGAAUAUUGGUUACGGUAACAGUGAUGAUAAUUGACAAUGAUGGCUCCUCCCUGCUUCUAUCUCCCGAUCACCACGAGACUUCCCUCUUUCCAUGUUUUGUUACUUUUGUAUGACUGUGGUCCAUCUGAAACUCUUCCUUCUCCUCUCCCUCUCCUCUCUUUCCUGCAACCCUACUGUGUCUCCCCAUCUCAUCGGUGCUUAUCCUUAUUGGCCUGUCAUCUGAGUUUCUAAUGCUUCAUCGGCUGGGUGUUGCCCCUCCCCGUAGCAAGCGAACAGUGUGUCAAAGAAGCACUUGUGUGUUGCCAAAAAAAAAAAUCCUUUCAAAGAACAUGUGCAUGACUUUAUAGUGGCUUUACACGGCUACAUACUGUAGAAGGAAGUGCUGAAGUGCGUGUGACUGUACAUGCGCGUGAGUGUGUGUGUGCGCGUAGCUUGAUGAGCAUGUGAGUGUGUGUGUGUGUGUAGGGGUGUGUAUAUGUGUAAAAGAGAGAGUGUGUAUAUAUAAAUCAUUCUUGUAUAAUUAAUGUAUCACAGUGAAGCAUUUUAUCAAUACCAACUGGAGGGCCUCUUACACACAUUGCCUCCAAGUGAUUUUGAACUCUUGACCAAUCCUAUUUCACAUCAAGACCAAAACCUCUGCCCCCGUCCGCGACCGGCCAUUAAAUGUUUGCCGAUGGAACUUGUUGCCAUGGAGUUUGUCAUAGCAACCGAACUCUUGACUGCAGAGCGAGAGAUCAUAUGAAAAACCUCAGAACUUUUCUGCGACCCCCAGAGAUCCUUGUACAUAUCGACCUCUCAAGUGUUCUGAUUGUCUUGUAUUGCUAUUGAAGUUCAAGUAAACAUGUGAAAUAAA